AUGUACAACAAGUUCAAAGAUUAUAGACUUCAAGUUGCAUCCAUUAGGAACCGGACCAACCCGCUGGUCGUAUGCCAAAACGCCCAUGAUUCUGUAAUCGGCGUUAACGUUCAAUUUUCACCAGUGGAUCCCAAAGAAAAUACUAUUAGAUUAUCGACAGAUAUGAACGUAAAAUUUACGUCUAUGGAAAUAUCUGAUUCUUCCACAGUACGGAGAAUUAAUACUGAAUUAGUUCCAGAACGUUAUUUGGUUACGAUAGGCGGAGUAGAAGGAAAUCCUGGUCGUGGAACUUUAGGAAAUUGGUUUAAUAUUGACAAGUACGAGGAUGCUUACAAACUUGUGUAUUGUCCUGUUGUUUGUGAGACAUGUAGACCGUUUUGUGGAGAAAUUGGUGUACUUGAGGAAAAUGGAAAAAGAGUUCUGUUUGUUGGUAGAGAUCCACCUCUCAAAGUUACAUCUCAAAAGGCCUAGAAUUAUUAACAUUUUAUGCUAUGGUACUAAUGUAUCAGUGAAUAAAUUUAAUAAGGAAGAGUAAGUCUUGUAGUAGUGUUGAUAAUGUAAUGGAAUAAUAAAGAUUGUUACGACUUGUAUUCGUGAAAUAAUUACUGUUAUAGUGUAUUAUA
Molecule: messenger RNA, 623 nt
Organism: Solanum pennellii
Lineage: Eukaryota; Viridiplantae; Streptophyta; Magnoliopsida; Solanales; Solanaceae
Product: kunitz trypsin inhibitor 2-like
Exons: 2
Coding region: 1-471 (156 amino acids)
Molecular function (GO): endopeptidase inhibitor activity
Source: RefSeq, a predicted model, not a curated record